Cataglyphis hispanica is the source of this 3018-nucleotide messenger RNA. RefSeq names its product coatomer subunit gamma (gene gammaCOP). Bases 99 to 2723 code for a protein of 874 amino acids. Gene Ontology annotation, biological process: endoplasmic reticulum to Golgi vesicle-mediated transport; protein secretion; organelle transport along microtubule. NCBI's taxonomy places the organism in Eukaryota, Metazoa, Arthropoda, Insecta, Hymenoptera, Formicidae. The record is from RefSeq and is a predicted model, not a curated record. The transcript has 6 exons. Gene Ontology annotation, cellular component: endoplasmic reticulum; Golgi membrane; endoplasmic reticulum-Golgi intermediate compartment. Gene Ontology annotation, molecular function: structural molecule activity.
AGGAAACAUAGAUGCGUCGAGAUUAGUCGAAGUUAAUCGAGGUGACGUGUGACGUGUCGUAGUGUCUUUCCAUUUUUCGAAAUUUUAUUCGUAAUAAAAUGAUUGCGUUUAAACGCGACAAGAAGGAGGAAGAAGAUGGUGGUGGGAAUCCUUUUCAAAACUUGGAAAAGACUACGGUUCUUCAAGAAGCACGUACAUUUAAUAAUACACCGGUAAAUCCAAGAAAAUGCGCCCACAUUCUUACCAAGAUCUUGUAUCUGCUCAAUCAGGGUGAACAAUUGGGUACAAUGGAAGCCACAGAGGCUUUCUUCGCUAUGACCAAAUUAUUUCAAUCACGCGAUGUCAUAUUGAGACGACUAGUUUAUCUGGGUAUCAAAGAAUUAAGUUCUCUAGCCGAGGAUGUAAUUAUAGUUACUUCCAGUCUUACAAAAGAUAUGACAGGAAAGGAGGAUUUAUACAGAGCUGCUGCCAUUCGGGCACUUUGUACCAUUACCGAUGGCAGCAUGUUGGCAGCCAUUGAGCGAUACAUGAAGCAAGCCAUAGUUGAUCGUUCACCAGCUGUAUCCAGCGCCGCUCUUGUCUCCUCUCUGCAUUUGACGAGCGUGUCUGGCGACGUUGCGAGGAGGUGGGCAAACGAGGCACAAGAGGCAUUAAAUUCUAAUAAUGUAAUGGUUCAAUAUCACGCUUUGGGUGUUCUGUACCAAGCGCGUAAGACGGAUAAGCAUGCAGUGAUCAAGCUGGUCGCUAAACUUAUGAAAACUAGCCCAAAGAGCCCUUAUGCAGCGUGCAUGCUAAUUAGAAUGGCAUAUAAAUUAUUAGAUGAAGUAGACGAAGGUGAGGAAUUGAUAGGUUUCAUCGAAUCGUGUCUACGUCAUAAAUCCGAAAUGGUGGUAUAUGAAGCGGCGCACGCUUUGGUCAAUCUUGGUCGAAGCGGUGCCAGAGAGAUCGGACCUGCAAUUAGCGUAUUGCAACUGUUUUGUGGCUCACCGAAACCGGCGCUUCGAUUUGCUGCUGUUAGAACUUUGAACAAGGUCGCGAUGUCUCAUCCAGCGGCAGUCACUGCGUGUAAUUUAGAUCUGGAAAAUUUGAUUACAGACUCAAACAGAUCGAUUGCCACUUUAGCGAUCACUACUCUUUUAAAAACUGGUGCGGAAAGUUCGGUGGACCGUUUAAUGAAGCAGAUUGCUACAUUUGUGUCUGAAAUUUCAGAUGAAUUUAAAGUAGUAGUGGUACAAGCUAUCAGAGCUCUGUGUCAAAAGUUUCCUCGUAAGCAUGCAGUUUUGAUGAACUUUCUCUCUGCCAUGUUAAGAGACGAGGGGGGACUCGAAUAUAAAGCGGCGAUCGCCGAUACUAUUAUAGCUGUAAUGGAAGGGAAUGCGGAAGCUAAGGAAGCGGGACUCGCGCAUCUCUGCGAAUUUAUCGAGGAUUGUGAACACAUUUCCCUCGCCGUUCGUAUUUUGCAUUUACUUGGUCAGGAAGGUCCAACAUCGAAACAACCGUCGAGAUAUAUCCGUUUCAUUUAUAAUCGCGUUAUCCUCGAAAGUGCCAGCGUGCGCGCCGCAGCCGUUACUGCUUUAGCGCGUUUCGCCGCCGCUUGUCCGCCUUUGCUUCCGAAUGUAUUAGUGCUGCUGUCGCGCUGUCAACUGGAUUCGGACGAUGAGGUUCGCGAUCGUGCGGCUUACUACUGUACGAUCUUACAGCAGCAAAACGAUCCGACUAUGCUGCCGUUAGUACAACCACCUGCGUUGUCCGUGCCAACCCUAGAAAGAGCUUUGCGAAAUUAUAUGCAGACACCUAUGGAAGAAUUGUUCGAUAUUUCUCAGAUACCUCCAGCUCAGACGAUAGAGGAACCAGCCCAAGUGGAAGUGCAUACCACUAUCAAGCAGCCUCGUUUGACCAGAGAGGAAAGCUUUAUGGAGAAAUUAUCACAAAUCCCGCAUUUAGCUAUAAUUAUUCGAGAUACGGCGCUCCUUAAAUCUUCGUCAGUGUUCGAACUAACUGAAUCCGAAACAGAGUACAAUGUCAAAUGUAUCAAGCACACGUUUCCCGAAUAUCUCAUCUUGCAGUUUGAUUGUGUCAACACUCUUUCUGAUCAGCUCCUCGAAGAUGUGGUGGUAGCUGUAGAACCUUCUGAAGGUUACUCUGUUGUAUGUGUGGUACCAUGUCCACGAUUACCGUAUAACGAGCCAGGAACCACUUAUACAGUAUUAAAAUAUCCAGAGGAUGUGCAUGCGAGCGUUGCUACCAUUCCUACGACUCUUCGAUUUAUGGCGAGGGAUUGCGAUCCAACGACGGGAAUACCAGAUGCAGAUCAAGGAUACCAUGAUGAAUACAUGUUGGAGGAUUUGGAGGUGACUCUAGCCGAUCAAGUACGUGGCGUUGGUAACAGAGGCUUCGACUUUAAUACCGCUUGGGAUACAUAUGCUGCAAAAGGAUUUGUCAAGCUAGAGGAGACAUUCGCCUUGGGAGCUUCGGUAACUUCUUUAGAAGGAGCGAUUCAAAGUCUUACAGGAUUUCUAGGCUUGGAGGCUGUGGAACGCAGUAACAACGUACAAAGUGGAGCAGCUGCGCACAAUUUGCUCUUAAGCGGUGUCUUUCGAGGGGGAAAGGAAGUAUUAGCACGUGCAAGAUUAGCACUAAAUGGAACUCAAGUUACAAUGCAGCUAUCUGUUCUUUGUCAAGAUCCAGAUGUUGCUGAUUUAAUAGUCUCGUCUGUAGGAUAGAUUAUAUAGAAUAAUUUUUAUGAUGCAAUAUUAUCCUUUUUAUUUUGUGUCUUAGAGUUAAUAUAUGUAUAUUAUCUGACCUUAUCUUACCUUUUCAUCAAGGAAUACAAUAAUCAUUGAACCUCCUAAUAUAUACAAAGCAACAUAGAUAUAUUCUUUAUAUUGAUGAUCAAAUUUCAUACUAUACAGAGUAGUCUGUGUUAUUAAUUAUGACAAAACAUUACUGCAAAACAUGAUAUUGUCUAUGUAAAAAAAAAAAAAAAUAAUAAAUAAAAGUCUCAAAAACACAAUAAAA